Molecule: messenger RNA, 1257 nt
Organism: Fusarium sp. VM40
Lineage: Eukaryota; Fungi; Ascomycota; Sordariomycetes; Hypocreales; Nectriaceae
Source: the annotation of a GenBank genome assembly
AUGUCGGCAAUUACCAACCCACCCCCUCCGAUUGACUUUUCAAAUUUUGAAUAUACCAAUCUUUCAUCUCCUUUCUCUAUCCGCUUGCUGUCUAUAAUCAAAAGACCCCGUCAACUUUCACCACCUUCAAUCUUCAAGGAGCCACUGCUCGAAUGUAUUCUGGAAACAUUCAAUAUCCAUGAAGCACCAGAUUUUGACAUAAUAUCUGCAGUAUCGGGGAACCCCUUUACCCAUCAUCCUGGGGGCAUUGACGAAUAUGGUCCCAUGCACCGUUUCGCUGUUGCUGUCAAUGGCAAGAUCAUGUUUUUGCCAAGAAACAUAUACGAAGGGCUACAGAUGGCCAGGGAUGUAAAUGAUCCGGUGGAGCAUCGCAACGAAGAUCGAAAUCAAACCAAAUUGAUCCAGGCUGUCGAAGAGGACCGUUUAGAGGACGUCAAAGAGUAUCUACGACAAGGUGCCCACGUUCACGCGCAAGACUGUUAUGGUAAAACAGCAAUGCACUGUGCGGCGGAAAAUGGAAAUUUCUAUAUCGUUGACGAAUUGCUUGAUUAUGGCGCGAGUAUGAAAGUGCUUGAUUCUGCUGGUCGAACCCCGAUGGAUUGCUUCUCUUAUUCCAGGAGGACGCAAUGGGACCAGGUCGCCGACUUGGCAUACAGACUUCAUCAGGAUCCUGAGCAAAGAGAGCUAGUUCCUGCUCCAGAGGUAAUCAGAGUUGGAAGACCAAUUUGGAUUGAUGCGGUCUGCCUCAAUCCGAACGACCCAGCUGAAAGAAUGAACCAAAGUCCAAUGAUCCCGCACAUCUAUUCUCGCGCAAGUUCCAUUGUCGCGUGGACGGGAGUUUUGGAGCAUAGCGCCAAAUGCAGUCCUAAAGCCAUUAUCUCUCACCUCACGGACGACGACUCAGAGGCUGAAGAUAACAACAUGGAAGACGAUUCAUCUGUUCAGGAUUCCUCCAGUGAUGCUGAAGACGACAAACCACCUGCACAACUAGAGACUUCCGCAAAGGAAUUUUUCUCACGGUCCUGGUUUGAGCGAUCGGAUCUGGUCCACGAAGUUGCUUUUGGGCGGCCAAUCACUGUCUACUGCGGAACGAACCCAAUUCCGCUACCAAGGAUACUGGAGUAUUUAAGAAAACAAAAGUCCGGCGGCACCACCUUUUUACCCUCGGAUUUGAUGAUUUGGUCUUUGAUUAGGAGCAGCGGCAAGAAACGAACAUCAGAUGCAUCGGAGGUGGUUCAAAAAAGGUCAAGGCGAUAG